This is a messenger RNA of Lineus longissimus, 3691 nucleotides long. Its product is annotated as ras-like protein rasD. Gene Ontology annotation, cellular component: plasma membrane. The transcript has 5 exons. The record is from RefSeq and is a predicted model, not a curated record. Gene Ontology annotation, molecular function: GDP binding; GTPase activity; GTP binding. Bases 241 to 903 code for a protein of 220 amino acids. Lineage: Eukaryota; Metazoa; Nemertea; Pilidiophora; Heteronemertea; Lineidae. Gene Ontology annotation, biological process: Ras protein signal transduction.
AAUUCAUUGUACCGGGGUAGACUACUUUCUAAAUUCCCAACAAAAGUCCCAGGGAGUGAAACGACUUCGAUUUGGAGCGAAACGACUGGGGCGAAAACGUCAGGGACCGAAACGACCGGAUAUCUUUUCGCAUUGGCUCCACCAUAAAACUGAGCGCACACACAAACAAAAACAUUAGCCAAAAUUUGCUCAAUUAAGGACGAAUGCACGAUGCCCUGUUCAUGAUAAUAAUUUUGCACGAUGAGUGGAUCACAGGGCUCACUUGGCAGGGGUCAUAGCAAGGGUUUGCGAGUGUAUCGGAUCGUAAUUCUUGGAGACGGAGGAGUGGGGAAAAGUGCAUUGACAAUCCAGUUCGUAACCCAUCGGUUCUUAGAUUAUCAUGACCCAACUAUUGAGGAUGCUUAUCAAAAGCAAGCAAAGAUUGAUGAUGAGACGGCACUUCUUGACAUCCUUGAUACGGCUGGACAGCCUGAAUUUACUGCUAUGCGGGACCAAUAUAUGAGGCACGGAGAGGGCUUCAUACUGUGUUACUCCAUAUCCGACCGGAGGAGUUUUGAAAUGGUGAUGGAGAACAAGACCCUGAUCGACAGGGUACGCAACAGGGACGAUAUGCCAUUGGUCCUUGUGGCCACCAAAUGUGAUCUCAAGGAGAAGCGAGUGGUUUCAACAAUUGAGGGUCAAGCACUCGCCAGGAGAUUAAAGUGUCCGUUUGUCGAAACAUCGGCAGCAUUACGGUACUACGUCGAUGAAGCAUUCUACGAAGUGAUCCGAUCGAUCCGACGCAAGGAGCAAGAGGAGAGUUAUUUAAACAAAGCACAGACCAAGGAACCCUUCAAACAAAAGAUCCGGGGAUUUUUCCAGAGUAUAAAGGGCUCCAAACAUAGUCGAGGACAUAAGACAUAAUUUGAUUAGUUAUGCAUUUUAGUUGCAUUUAGCUGUGUUUGUGGGCAGACUACAAUCCAGGAGACUUUACCAAGACAAUUUUAUUAUGAUACAGAUAAAACGCCCCUGGUGUCGUUUUGCUUCUGAGUAACCGGGUUGUUUGACAGACGGACAUUAUCACUGUAGUGUAAACAGUGAAAUUUUCAUACAAGAGUUAUGCCUUCAUUGUAAUGACUAAUGUACGAAGGGGGGGCUUGAAACUAUUUUGGUAAGCCCAAAAAUUUACAGCUGAACAUGACAGACUUGUGGCAGUAAACAAAUUGAAGUAAUUUUAUAACUGAUUGAAUGUCUUCAACGGGAAUGCCAAACUUGUGAUGUGGUGAAUUUGAGGGGAAUAUUUUCCAAAAUUGCCAAAUUGUACAUUUUUUGUUGCAGUUGUACACAUUUCUGUCAAGGAUUGUGCACCUUGAACAAUUUUGAGGUAGACAGGUCUGCACGUGUUGAACUUAUCCUUGUCUUGUUGUGUUAUAUGGACACCUGGCACUGAAACCACAGUGCAGGCAACGCACAAUGUAUGUGUAUUACCUUCUGCUUCGAGGAAGGACACAUGAACUAGGGAGAAAAGAACUAGAAGAUAAGAACCUAUGAAUUGAGUGUAUGAAGAUGGAGAGAGGGAGUCUGAUUAUAUACAGGAACGACCUCAUGUUUUUACAUUAUGGAGAUAUCCUUCUCUGUUGCAAAUUGGUCUUUGUAGGCGCAGUCAUUUCACAUUUCAGGGCUCGAACUUUCAUGACGGUCGCUGUAUUGCCAGAGAUUGCAGCUGUUGUACUGCUAUGCAGUCGUCCUGUGAUUACCCAAUAUUUUUUAGAGGUGAAAUUCUACGAGUCCUCAGUAGUUUUAUAUCUUUGUAAAUAAGGUUUUAUAACAAUUUAUAGAAUAAUUUACCACCCAGGUCCUUUUUUACCUGUACCACAUGAAAUUAAGAUACCAUUGCUGAAAAAGUGUUUAAAAGUACAUGUAAUCCAUCAAUUAGGUUCUACUCUUGGCUAUUCGUUUAUACCAGGGCUCACCCUUUCAGUGAUAUUGAGUCAAACUAAAUAUUAUUAUUUAAAAUAUUCUACGAGUUUGAGGUAAAAGCUUCUUACUAAUAUUAUUAACCGGUACUGAGAAUUGUGAGGGGGUAAGUUGACCUCGGGAACUUUUCAAUACAUCUAAGCCAGUUGAUCUGGCAUUGAGGUAUUGUGAAUUUUUACUAUCACACACGGUAUGACUUGACCUGGAAUACUAGAAAUUACAGAUUGCCAGGUAUAAAUAUCAGUUUAUAUUUAUUUUCUCGACUCCAUCUGAAAGUGGAUGGACAGACAAAAGCAAAAAGCUUCUGGCUUAGCCUGCACCUCUCUCCGUACACCUUAAAAAGAUCGCUGUUUUUGAAAAUGACGCAACCAAUGAAAUGAUGGACUUUUGUCAAAGCUGCUGAGCAGUUGUGUACAGAAUUUCUAAAUGUCGUAAUGAUGUGAGCACUCAUAGUUUACUGUUAGUCUUGACAUAAUUUCUUCUUUGUUUUGGUUGUCAGAUUGUUUUAUUAUUGAAGUUCUUGUAGUUCCUAUCUCUGAAUACUCAAAUGAAACAGUUGUGUGGAGACCGGUUCGAUAUUGAAAGUUUGUUAAAUUUUCAGUUUUGUCAUGUUCCACCAAGGAUUUGACAAAAGCAAUUAACAUGUUUUUUAUUGCAUUUAAUAAUUUACCAUGGAGAAUCUAUUCCCCUACUUACCAUUGGUAAGUUGAAAGGCCUAGCUUGAUUCUCCAGGGUGAUAUUGCUUUACCACAGGUUGUUUCCUUGAUGUAGCUCCUGUGUCCUAGUGACACUAUCCAAGAUUUAGGGCAUAUUAUUUAUCCUUGAUUACGUGAAUGUGUAUCUCAUUAUGUAUCAAUCAUUUAUUUUUUUUUUUCGCAAACGCCUACAGUGUAAUUUGAAUAUACCAUCACAAUAAUCAUUACAAUAAAAAUAGUGCUGCCACUUGGAAGAAAGGUUGUGACAGUUUCUGACCACAUUAACUGAGCAGCGAAGCAGCAAAGGGUAAACUUCGUUUUUUAAAUAGUGUAAAGAAAAGUUUUGAAAUAAAUGUGAGUUCCAUAUAGAAAGAUAUAAACUAAGGAAAAAUAUGACUCAAAAAAUCUACACGAACGAACUUGUUAAUUCAUUGAUAACAAAUACUGAUUAUUUCUAUCGCUCCUAUUGGUUGAUUCAAUGUCAGUUCUCAUCCAACCAGGAUGUUAUAUUUUAAAGGAAUAAGCUAGUCUUUCUUAUCUCUUGGUAAUUUUUACAGAAACAUAUUUCAAAAUUUGUUAGCCCCUUGCCUCCAUCCGUUCAUUUUUUUCAUAUUUAUAUUUCAAAUUGUACAGAAAAUUAUGUUUAUAUUGUUUUUGGCACAUCUCCCAAUAAUUAUUUCCUUGUACAGAUAAUGAAAUGAUACUUUUAAAAGCUAUAAUGACCUUUUACACACAGCGUUGACACUUCAAUAUUGAACUUGUGUACUAAAAGAAAAAUGUAAAAAUGAUAUCAAUUUCGUGUAUUUUCCUCAAAAACUUGCAAAAUUAUGAUUAGUGAUGCACAGCUAUUGAGUGUUUAAACCAGUUGUUGUUGUCAUUGUUUGAUGAUUAAGUUAUUUAUCUGCUUAAAUUAAUAACCCGAGGGUAAAACCUUGGGAACUUUUAGAUAAAUGUCGCUUGCUUUGCAAGCAAUUACGUAAUGUAUUUAAUAUUUAUUCCUACGUAAAGUGUAAAUAAAGCAUUUAGACAAAUGAUUAUAA